Molecule: messenger RNA, 3721 nt
Organism: Otolemur garnettii (small-eared galago)
Lineage: Eukaryota; Metazoa; Chordata; Mammalia; Primates; Galagidae
Gene: USPL1
Product: ubiquitin specific peptidase like 1
Exons: 10
Coding region: 302-3511 (1069 amino acids)
Biological process (GO): Cajal body organization; protein desumoylation
Cellular component (GO): Cajal body
Molecular function (GO): SUMO binding
Source: RefSeq, a predicted model, not a curated record
AAGUGAUCUCUUUCUCGCUUUCCGCGCCACCCCUGCCUCCUGGUAGGCCCGGCGUGCUGCAGUGAGGGGGACUCUAAUGUGCAACGGACCCAAGCCGGAAGUCGCUUUCCUAGCGGAGACGCGGGUGGGGGAGGAGCAGUCCGAGGCUAACGUGAGUUGAACGUUGCAAGUAGGUGGUGUGUCUCUCAAGCUGGAACUGGGGUUCGGGUCGACCUAGUACGAAGAAGGGGAGUUCCUGCAGCAGGGUUCAUUGAAAAAUCCUUAGUGGUAUUGACAUGUUUCAAUUAGCCAAUGACUCGGAAUGAUGGAUUCUCCGAAGAUUGGAAAUGGUUUGCCAGUGAUUGGACCAGGGACUGAUAUAGGGAUAUCUUCACUCCACAUGGUGGGGUAUUUGGGAAAAACUUGUGAUUCAGCUAAAGUUACGGCAGAUGGGUAUUGCCCUGCUUGUAAAGAGAAGGGGAAGUUAAAAGUCUUAAAGACUUACCGAAUUAGUUUUCAAGAAUCUGUCUUUUUGUGUGAGGAUCUGCAGUGCAUCUAUCCUUUGUCCUCUAAAUCGCUAAAUAAACUAAUUUCUCCUGAUUCAGAAGAGUGUCAUACUCUAAGUAAGCCUCAAAAAAGAAAGAUCUUGGAAGCCAACUGUAAAGAUUCACUUUUAGUAAAUUCCAAAAAGACUAGAAAUCAUAUUGUUGCUGAUGAACAGACUUUGAACAGCAAACAUAAUGGAGAAGUAUAUGAUGAAACCUCAUCAAAUCCAAUUAAGACAGCUGAUUCCUUGGAACAGAAUGCGAUUUUGGAAGCUGAUAUUGUUGACUCAGCUACUGAAAAAGAUCUUACUACAGUUGAUGUCUCUGGAACUGUGGGGACUUCCCCUCAAAAUGAAGGAUGCUCUUCUGAACUGGAAAUGGCAUUGGAAAGCAAAUGUACAUCAUUUCACCAGGCUUUAUGUGUCCAAUGGAAAAAUGCUUAUGCUCUCUGUUGGUUAGACUGUAUCCUGUCAGCUUUGGUGCACUUGGAAGGGUUAAAGAACACUGUGACUCAACUGUGCUCUAAGGAGGACUCUGUAUUCUGGCAGCUGUUCGCAAAAUACAAUCAAGCAAAUAAGCUUCUAUACGCCAAUCAAUUGGAUGGAGUUAAAGAUGGAGAUUGUAAAAAACUUAAUUCAGAAAUAUAUGCGGAAAUAGAGACCUGUCUGAAUGAAGUCAGAGAUGAAAUUUUUAUUAGACUUCAGCCCCAGCUUAGAUGCACAUUAGGUGAUAUGGAAAGCCCUGUGUUUGCAUUUCCCUUGCUCUUAAAAAUAGAGCCCCACAUUGAAAAGCUCUUCCUGUAUUCUUUUUCUUGGGACUUUGAGUGUUCACAGUGUGGACACCACUAUCAAAACAGGUAUACGAAGAGUUUGGUCACCUUUACAAAUAUCAUCCCUGAAUGGCACCCACUUAAUGCUGCCCAUUUUGGUCCAUGUAACAGUUGCAACAGUAAAUCACAAAUAAGAAAAAUGGCAUUGGAAAAAGCUUCUCCCAUUUUCAUGUUGCACUUCGUACAAGGCUUACCACAGAAUGACUUGCAGCGGUAUGCGUUUCAUUUUGAAGGUUGCCUUUAUCAAGUAACUUCUGUAAUUCAGUAUCAAGCAAAUAAUCAUUUUAUAACAUGGAUUUUAGAUGCUGAUGGAAGUUGGUUGGAAUGUGAUGACUUAAAAGGCCUACAUUCUGAAAGGCAUGAGAACUUUGAAGUUCCUGCUUCAGAGAUACAUAUUGUUAUUUGGGAAAGAAAAACAGUUCAAGUGACAGAUAAAGAAGCUGCUUGCCUUCUGCUUAAAAAGCCCAAUGAUCAACAUGGUUUGAGUGAUGAGAAACCAGUGUCUUCAGGUUCCAGUGGUGAGAAAGCAGUGUCUUCAGGUUCCAGUGGUGAGAAAUCAGUGUCUUCAGAUCCCAGUGGUGAGAAACCAGUGUCUUCAGCUCCCAGUGGUGAGAAACCAGUGUCUUCGGCUCCCAGUGGUGAGAAAGCAGUGUCUUCAGGUUCCAGUGGUGAGAAAUCAGUGUCUUCGGCUCCCAGUGGUGAGAAACCAGUGUCUUCGGCUCCCAGUGGUAAGAAACCAGUGUCUUCGGCUCCCAGUGGUGAGAAACCAGUGUCUUCGGCUCCCAGUGGUGAGAAACCAGUGUCUUCNNNGUUUGUGGAUUUAAACUUUGCAUCUCAAGUUGCAAGUACAAGCAUGCAGCCAGUACAGCUGAAUACAGAAGAUGCAGUAAUUGCUAUGUCUGUGGAGAAUAUUCAUGCUGCUGGUCUCAUGCAGGGAAUGAAGUCAGUAGAAAUUGAGACAGAUGCUCAGUUAAAACAAUUCCUUACACCAAAAACUGAGAAAUUAAAACCAGAACAAGCUAUAUCUCAGGUAUCUAAUUUGAAGAAAAAAGAAACUGCAGCCGCUGCUCCAAAUGUAACAGCUGAGUCAUUACAGAGUCAGUCUGUGAAAGAAAAUCAAAAGAAACCAUUUGUGGGAAGUUGGGUUAAAGGCUUAUUAAGCAGGGGUGCUUCUUUUAUGCCACCUUGUGUUUCAGCUCAUAGUAGAAACAAUUUAAGUGAUUUGCAGCCUUCAGUUAAAGGGGCAAAUAAUUUUGGUGGCUUUAAAACUAAAGGAAUAAAGCAGAAGGCUAGCCGGGUAUCCAAGAAAUCUAGGGGUACAAGUAAGCCUCCUCCAGUGAGUAGGCCUCCACCAAGUCCUCCAUCGUCCAAUAGCACUGCUGCUCACCCAUGUACUAAUACCACUGCUCCUACUGAAGUUGUAAAGAGGGAUGAAAGUGCCUCAUCUGGAGCUAACCUCAACUACAAUUCUCAUGGAAAUGAAAAUUGUGUUUAUUCAGUAAACCACGGAGGCUCAGUUGAAGAUCAGAUUCGUAAACUUCGCUUAAAACUUCUUAAAAAGCUAAAAGCAAAAAAGAAGAAAUUAGCUGCUCUUACCUCUUCCUCCCAAAGUGGAAAACUUCCGAGUGAAAAUUUAGAAGUGCCCCAGGGUGGGUCUCCAAAUGAUUGUGAAUCUAUAGACGACUUGUUAAAUGAACUACAACAUCAAAUUGACAUUGCAGAUAAGAAGGCUGGUUGUACCACUGUUACUGGUGUUUCCCCGUACAGUAGUCAAAGUCAUGAAGAAAUUUUAGCAGAAUUAUUGUCUCCUACAACUGUUGUUUCAACAGAGCUAUCAGGGAAUGGGGAAGCUGACUUUAGGUAUUUGGAAAUGGGAGAUAACAGUAUAUCAGCUCCCGCACCUGGUGAAUCAAACAGUAUUUCCCAGAACACAUAUCUAGGACAGGAUCAAGUUUAUUGCAGCCCCACCAAGAAGAAUCCAUGUGAAGUUCAACUAGACUCCCUAACAAAUAAUACCUGUGGUAGAACAUUGAACUUGGAGAGUCCCAUGAAGAAUGAUAUUUUUGAUGAGUUUUUUUCCACCUCAUCAUUAAAUUCCUUAGCAAAUGAUGCAUUAGACUUACCUCAUUUUGAUGAAUAUCUGUUUGAGAAUUGUUAAAUGCUUGUUAACUCUUUAUUAUUACUCUAAAAACGGUUUUCAAGUUGUGUUUAUAUUCUUGUGUUUAUAGUGUUAAUAGCCAUGAGCAAAAUGUAAGCAAUUGAAGGUUUUACCUUUAGUUCUGCCCUUGAAGCAUGUGAUCUGUUUCACAAAUUAAAAUUAUCAGGAAUGUGUUCCCUCAUGGGUUUCAUUUUGUACUUGUAAGAGAAU